Molecule: messenger RNA, 996 nt
Organism: Chinchilla lanigera (long-tailed chinchilla)
Lineage: Eukaryota; Metazoa; Chordata; Mammalia; Rodentia; Chinchillidae
Gene: Dynlt4
Product: Tctex1 domain containing 4
Exons: 3
Coding region: 239-898 (219 amino acids)
Biological process (GO): microtubule-based movement
Cellular component (GO): cytoplasm; cytoplasmic dynein complex
Molecular function (GO): dynein intermediate chain binding
Source: RefSeq, a predicted model, not a curated record
CUUUCCCUCCCACCCCACCAGUCAGGCCAGCCAGGAGACACCUGUGGAGCCGCUUGGAGGCCAAAGGCUGCAGGUGACUCAGGCGCCUGCGGGAGUUUCGGGAGCAGAGGGGAGAAGAAGAGGAGGGGUGAUCCCAGAUGUGUGUCUGUAGGAGCUUGUCCCUAACAGUCCUCUAAGCACCUAGGAAACCAGGCAGCCCCAAUUUGAUCCACUUACUACAAAAACAGCCUGCAGGUCCAUGGCUGGCAGGGUUCUGGCCCCUGGACGUCAGGAGGAGGAGACCACCAAAGACCUGGGGACCAAACUACCACCAGUACGGGCUGGAAGCCGCCUGCCCAGCAUCGAUGAGGCCCGACCAGCAGGCCUGGGCCCAGCCUCCCGCCGUGGAUCCGUGCUGGGCCUCCCGGUGUCCUUCUCACGCCGCAACUCACUGGCUGGGCCAGGCCUCGGGGCUGGCGGUCGGCGGCCAUCGCUGGGACCAGGGUCCCCUCUAGCUUCCCGGAUCAGCUUCUCGGGGUUGCCCCUGGUACCCGCGCGGCGGGUGGCGCCCUCAUACAGGAUGGAGCCUGCACCUGGGCAGCGCUGGGAGGCUGUGCGUGCCCAGCGGGCCCUGGAAGCGGCCUUGGAGGCGGAGUUGCACAAUGCACGCUACUCGGGUUCCGAGGCCGGCAAGCUGGUGAGGGAGCUGUGUGAGCAGGUACAUGUGCGCCUGCGCGAGUGCAGCCCACCGUGCUACAAGCUGGUGUGCAGCGUGGUGCUGGGGCCGCGCGCCGGCCAGGACGUGCGAGUAGUCAGCCGCGCGCUCUGGGACGAGGCCUGCGAUGGACUGGCCUCUGCGUCCUUCACCAAUGCCUCCCUCUUUGUGGUGGCCACUGUCCACGGGCUCUACUGUGAGUAAGGAGGCCUCCAAGUUCUGCAAAAUGGUUUAUUAUUUCCAGGAGGAGAACCCCCCUGGGGCUCACAUCCCAAUAAAUAAAUGUCUGUCAAUAAAUAAAA